This is a messenger RNA of Rangifer tarandus platyrhynchus (Svalbard reindeer), 762 nucleotides long. NCBI's taxonomy places the organism in Eukaryota, Metazoa, Chordata, Mammalia, Artiodactyla, Cervidae. The record is from the annotation of a GenBank genome assembly.
AUGAAGAAAGCUCUGAUUCUGAGGGCUCUCGCUCUGGCCGCCGUGAUGAGCCCCUGUGGAGGUGAAGACAUCGUGGCUGACCACGUGGGCACUUAUGGCACAAAUGUCUACCAGACCUACGGCGCCUCUGGCCAGUUCACAUUUGAAUUUGAUGGAGAUGAGCUCUUCUACGUGGACCUGGGAAAAAAGGAAACUGUCUGGAGGCUGCCCAAGUUUAACAAUAUUACCAUGUUUGAAAUUCAGAGUGCCCUGAGAAACAUUAUUAUGUCAAAAAGAAAUUUGGACAUCUUGAUAAAAAAUGCCAACUUUACACCUGCCACCAACGAAAUCCCUGAAGUGGCUGUGUUUCCCAAAUCCUCCGUGGUCCUGGGGAUCCCCAAUACCCUCAUCUGUCAAGUGGACAACAUAUUUCCUCCUGUGAUCAACAUCACUUGGUUUUACAAUGGACACUUUGUUGCAGAAGGUAUCUCUGAGACCACCUUCUACCCCAAGAGUGACCACUCCUUCCUCAAGUUCAGUUACCUCACCUUUCUUCCCUCCGGUGAUGACUUCUAUGACUGCAGAGUGGAGCACUGGGGCCUGGAAGAGCCCCUCGUCAAGCACUGGGAGCCCAAGAUUCCGACCCCUACAUCAGAGCUGACAGAGACUGUGGUCUGUGCCCUGAGGCUGGCCAUGGGCCUUGUGGGCAUCGUGGCGGGCACUGUCCUCAUCCUCCGAGUCUGGUGCUUGGGUACUGCCUCCAGACGUCGAAGGGCCAUGUGA